Molecule: messenger RNA, 1058 nt
Organism: Octopus bimaculoides (California two-spot octopus)
Lineage: Eukaryota; Metazoa; Mollusca; Cephalopoda; Octopoda; Octopodidae
Product: ribosome production factor 1
Biological process (GO): maturation of 5.8S rRNA; maturation of LSU-rRNA
Cellular component (GO): preribosome, large subunit precursor; nucleolus
Molecular function (GO): rRNA primary transcript binding
Source: RefSeq, a predicted model, not a curated record
UUGCGUUUUGCUCAUUUCAGCCACGUGCGGAAAUAAUAAUGGCGGAUAAAGCUACUCCUGGUCCUUCGGAGGUCAAAAAUGAAGCUGUUCUCCCUGUACCCAAUUACAAACGGGUUAAGAAUAAGAUCUUACGGUCUCAGAUGUUUAGAAAAAUGCUUCAAGAGAAAAAGAAGAUCGAAAUGGCUAAAAGGAAAGAGCGGAAGAUGAGGAUAAAGAAAGGCUUGCCCGUUCCCCCAAAGCAAGAACCGAAAACUAUUGAGAAACUGCGAGUGGCCGAUGAAACACUCAUCUCACAGAAGGAUGAAGAAGUUGAAAUAGACGAAUCUGUGGAUGAAAUGGCAGCCCAUUUCAAACGCGAGACAAUACCCAAAAUAUUGAUCACGACUUCAUGCCGAUCCAAACUACGGACUUACCAUUUUUGUAAAGAACUUGCAACUGUCUUUCCAAAUGCGACUUAUUAUCACCGGAGAACCUUACCCAUAAAGAAGAUCGUGCCUCAAGCGAUCGAGAAAGAAUUCACCGACAUCAUUAUUGUAAACGAGAACAACAAAAAGCCUAAUGGAAUGCUACUGAUUCACCUGCCAGAGGGACCGACCAUUCAUUUUAAAGUGAGUAACGUAAAACUACGAAACGAAAUACGUAAAUGUGAUUCUCCCACGGAACACAGACCCGAGUUGAUACUUAACAAUUUCAACACCCGUUUGGGACACACCGUUGGACGUAUGUUGGGUGCAUUGUUCCCACUCGAUCCACAGUUUCGCGGACGGCGUGUGGUUACGUUCCACAACCAGAGAGACUUCAUAUUUUUCAGACACCAUCGUUAUGUGUUCAGAAAUGAGAAACGAGUUGGACUUGCAGAACUUGGGCCUCGCUUCACUCUGAAGAUGAGAUCCCUUCAGAAAGGAGUCUUUGACUCUCGUUACGGAGAGUACGAAUGGUUCCAUAAAAGACAUGAAAUGGAAACUAGUAGGCGUAAAUUCUUCUUAUAAACACCCAUAUUCCAUUAUUUAUAAACAAUUUAUGAGAGAAGGAAAGGUAUUAAAUUUCGCUGCUCAUCA